Eufriesea mexicana is the source of this 11685-nucleotide messenger RNA. It is a transcript of the gene Dnah3, whose product is annotated as dynein heavy chain 3, axonemal. Gene Ontology annotation, cellular component: dynein complex. Gene Ontology annotation, biological process: microtubule-based movement. NCBI's taxonomy places the organism in Eukaryota, Metazoa, Arthropoda, Insecta, Hymenoptera, Apidae. The record is from RefSeq and is a predicted model, not a curated record. Gene Ontology annotation, molecular function: dynein intermediate chain binding; minus-end-directed microtubule motor activity; ATP hydrolysis activity. The transcript has 12 exons. The coding region runs from base 1 to 11685 and encodes 3894 amino acids.
AUGCAACAAUAUUGCGUGGAAAGCACGCAACCAGUGGUGUUUCGAAUAAUUGAAGCUGAAAUUCCAAAAUCGGUGGAAGAGAAAAUAGAUGAUAUAUUGAGAGAAGCUAAGAAGAAAGAAGAGGAACUCGUUAAGCAAGAAAUAAUAAAUCAAUAUAGUAAACCAAUAUAUUUUAAAAACUACUGCAUAAAUGACAGAGAUUUAGAUUAUUAUGAUAAAACUCACCUCGAAGAAGCAAGGAAACGUAUAACUGGUCGACUACGAAAAUUAGAAGAUUUUGAUGAAUUAUUAACGGAAUUGGAGUUAGAAGUUAUUGACACUUAUAAAAAAUUUCUUACAAAACCUCCAUAUAAAGAGUAUCCAACCAUAAUUAUAAGAGCACCUGUCCCAUGGCAUCAAUAUAAAUUAAUGGCAAAUCAUUUUAUGCAUUAUAAUUUAUUUAUUGGAAACGAAAUACUGAGAAAUAUUAAAGAUUUAUAUUUUCUCAAAUAUCAUGAUACGACAAUCGUCAAACUUGAAGAUCUAGGAACUUUUCCUAUACCAGCAAAUGAAGUGGAACAUAAAAUAAAUUUACUUUGUAAUAAAGCUGUAGACAAACUUAUCAGACAUUGGUUGGCUGAUAUUGCUGAAUUUUUUUUAGAGAAGAAAUACGCUUGGUCUUGUCUUGUUCAAAGACAUUAUAAUGCAUCUACAGCUAUGAUCGAAAAAUACUUUAGAAGUGUAAAUACCCUUUUAUCUAUACAAUUGCGAAUGAUGAUAAUGAAAACGCUAAAUAAUAUUAGACAUUUUUUUAUGGAAUAUAGCGACGGAAAUUAUUUUGAAGGUGAUUACAAGGAUCUCAUGUUCUGCAAAACUCCCUUUAUAACAGUAACAGUGGAACCAGAACUUGGUACAGAUAGACUAAGUUGUAAACCGAGUAUCUUAGAAGUGCGAGAAAUAAUUUCGCAAUGUUUUGAUAAGAUUAUAAAAAUUGGAACGUUGAUUCCGAAAAUUGAAACUCUUUUAUUUCCUGAACUGGAGAAACAGGAAUUUCUAUUCCCUGUAUCACGAUACGAAGAUUUGGUUUUAGAUAUCAUCUCUGACGUGUUGAAUGUCAUCAGUGCUCACAUCAUGGGUCCACAAAUUUAUUUAAAAUGUUACGAAAAUUUGUUGUACCUUAUAGAUGGUCAAGCUAAACAAAAUUUAGAUGAUUUUUUUAAGACAGAGCCCAUACCGUUUUUACACGAAUUUGAACAAAAAAUAAAAGACUAUGACGAGCUUAAAAACGAAAUUUCUAUAUUUCGUAACAAGAUUCCUCUCAACAUGAUAGAGAUUGAUUGUACUAUUAUAAAUAAUACUCUACGGCAAAUCCUUAAUGAUCUUCGCACAGAGGUCUGCGAUUACUUUGCAAACGAAUUACGAUCGAAUAACCGAGAUCUAUGUUCCAAUUUCGACAAAAUGGCGGAGAAUAUCUCAAAAAUGCCUGAGAAAACUCAAGAUGUCGUCGAGUUGUAUAAUUACUUGUGCGAAAGUCGAGAUUCUACCAUGUUCAACCUGAAAAGAAAACUGGCACAUUCCAUAGAAUUGAUUUUAUUCCUAUUUAAUUAUCAACCACCCACUGACGAGGAUAUCCAGUUGAAUACUCGUACUAUAACUUGGCCGAAAGAAAUGGAGACAGUAAUGGAUUUAGCGAGUGUGAGAUUAAACAUGAGAAAAGAAUAUCUGGAAGAGGUGCUACGUAUAAGAAGGGAGAAUUUUGAACAGAAAAUACAUAGCAUGCAAGUGGCGAUUGAUCAAUUCAAGAGGAAGGAUCCACCAGUGUUAUCUAUGGAAGAAAUGGAAGAGGCGGUGGAGGAAAUUGAUGAAAUUUCUACGAACAUGGAAGAAAUUAGGAAGGAAGUUGAAGAGAUCAACGAAGAGGAAAGUCUGUUAGACAUGGAACUAAGUCCGUAUCUGGUGAUCCCCACAAUGUCCACGAUAGUUAGCUCGCUAAAUACCCUCUGGAAUACGGUAUUAGAUUUUCACAGGAAUUACGAUAGAUGGUAUAAUGGUCCAUUUUUCAAUCUCGAUGCCGAAGAAAUCAAAGAAGAAACUGACAAUAUUUGGCGAACGUUGUACAGAAUAUCACGCAUCGUAUCCGAUAUCCCUGGCGCGCGAAGGAUAACUGAUAUGGUUCGUGGAAAGGUGGAGAAAUUCAAACAAUAUAUUCCACUUCUACAGAUAAUAUGCACUCCUGGAUUACAAGAUCGACAUUGGAAGCAAAUGAGCGAGGUGGUAAACGUGGAUAUAAUACCAACGGAGACCAGUUGCCUCUCUGACAUGGUAGACUUAGGAUUAUUGGUUCAUCUAAGUAAACUCGAAGAAAUAUCCUCUGCCGCUGUUAAAGAGCAUGCACUGCAACAAAAUUUGCAGAAGAUGAAGGAAGAAUGGGCCGAGAUUGAGUUUAAAUUUAUACCAUAUCGCGAAACAGGCGUUCAUAUAUUAACCGCAGUAGAUGAUAUUCAUCAGUUAUUGGAUGAUCAUAUCUUGAAAGCUCAGACCAUGAGAAGUUCUCCAUUUAUAAAAGCUUUUGAACAAGAAAUGCAAGCGUGGGAAGAUAAAUUAUUGCAAAUGCAGGAUAUUAUUGACCAGUGGUUGAUGUGUCAAGCAACUUGGAUGUACUUAGAACCUAUAUUCAGUAGCGAGGAUAUCAUGCGUCAGAUGCCAACAGAGGCUAAGCAUUUUCGAAGAAUGGAUAAGAUCUGGCGUAACAUAAUGGCAUAUGCCGUGAAAAAUAGUCGCGUGCUCGAUGCUACCGACAUGACGAAUAUGUUGCAAAACUUAACUCUGUGCAAUACGUUAUUGGAAGAAAUACAGAAAGGCUUGAACGAUUAUCUCGAGAAGAAACGAUUAUUUUUCCCAAGGUUCUUCUUCUUGUCAAAUGACGAAUUAUUAGAGAUACUCUCCGAGACUAAAGAUCCUCAGAGAGUACAGCCUCACUUGAGGAAGUGCUUCGAAGGUAUCAGCAGGUUGCGAUUCACGAAGGACGAGGAGAUUAUCGGAAUGUUGUCGGACGAGGAAGAAUAUGUUCCCCUAAGCGGGAAAAUUUAUCCAGCUGAUGCUAAAGGCAUGGUCGAGAGGUGGUUAUGUCAGGUAGAGGACCUCAUGGUAGCAUCUCUUCGGGACAUUGCCGAAGAGAGCAUCAUCGCUUACUUCACCACGAAGAGAGAAGAGUGGAUAUUCUCCUGGCCUGGUCAAAUUGUUAUUUGUUGUAGCCAAAUACACUGGACUAGCGAGGUUUGCGAAUCGUUCGAGGAUAACUCCACUGCGGAAUAUUUACAGAAAUGUAAUCGUCAAAUAGAGAAUACGGUGACGUUAGUCAGAGGCAAGCUGGAUCCUGGAGCAAGAGUAACGAUCAACGCGUUGAUCGUGAUUGACGUUCACGCGCGAGACGUAUUACGUCUGCUUGUCGAGAAGCAGGUGAAUAACAUUAUGGAUUUUGAUUGGAUAUCUCAACUGAGGUACUAUUGGUUGGAUAAUAGUAUCACGGUUACACUGAUUACUACCACUGUGCAAUAUGCCUUCGAGUACCUUGGAAAUACGCCGAGACUCGUGAUAACACCGUUAACCGAUCGAUGCUACAGAACUUUGAUGAGCGCGUUAAAAUUGAAUCUAGGCGGUUCACCGGAAGGUCCAGCAGGUACUGGUAAAACAGAAACGGGAAAAGACCUUGCGAAAGCUGUUGCCAAACACUGCGUAGUUUUCAAUUGCUCGGAGGGUCUUGAUUAUAAAGCAAUGGGUAAAUUCUUUAAAGGACUCGCGCAGUCUGGAGCAUGGGCCUGUUUCGACGAAUUCAACAGGAUAGACCUAGAAGUGCUGUCGGUAAUUGCUCAGCAAAUUUUAACCAUUCAAAUGGCUAUAAGUUUGAACUUGGAAAAAUUUAUGUUCGAAGGAACGGAAAUAAAACUGAACCCUACUUACUACGUCAUCAUAACAAUGAAUCCUGGCUAUGCUGGGCGCCAAGAGCUUCCAGACAAUUUGAAGGUCCUUUUUCGAACAGUGGCAAUGAUGGUACCAGACUAUGCUAUGAUAGGAGAAAUUACUUUGUAUUCUUUUGGUUUCAUUGACGCGAAGAAUCUUGCAGAGAAGAUAGUUCAUACGUACAAAUUGUGUUCCGAACAAUUAAGCUCGCAGAAUCACUAUGAUUACGGCAUGCGAGCCGUGAAGACUGUACUCACUGCCGCUGGAAACUUGAAAUUGAAAUAUCCCAUGCAAAAUGAAUCCGUUUUGGUACUUCAAGCGAUCAUCGAUGUUAAUCUCCCGAAAUUCUUGGCUCAGGAUAUUCCUUUGUUUAAUGGCAUAUAUACGGAUCUCUUCCCUGGUGUCAGUUUGCCACAGCCGGAUCGCGACGAAUUGAUAAACUUGGCAAAGACUGUCUUGAAGAAGCGAAACCUUCAAGCUACGUCUUGGUACAUGGAAAAGAUAAUUCAAAUUUACGAAAUGCUGCUGGUGCGUCAUGGUUUGAUGAUCGUAGGCCGUACUUUAAGUGGGAAAACACAGGCGUAUCAAACUUUAGCCGAGGCUUUGGGCGAGUUAGCUAGUAAAAGACGAAUUACUAUGAGAGAAUUUCAGACGAUUUACAAGAUUAUUAACCCGAAAGCUAUUACCUUGGAUCAACUCUAUGGCAGUUUUGAUCCAGUGUCGCACGAAUGGAGCGACGGAGUACUGGCUAAUAUUUUUAGAGAAUUUGCGCAAUCUAUGUCGAUAGACCGAAAAUGGAUAGUUUUUGAUGGUCCCGUUGAUGCAAUAUGGAUCGAGAGUAUGAACACGGUACUGGACGAUAAUAAGAAACUUUGUCUCAUGUCUGGAGAGAUUAUUCAAAUGUCGCAUAAAAUGAAUAUGAUGUUCGAGCCGGCUGAUUUGGAGCAUGCUUCACCUGCCACUGUAAGCAGGUGCGGUAUGAUUUACAUGGAACCAUCGCAACUUGGCUGGAAUGCACUGUUUGACUCGUACAAGACGUAUUUGAAAAAUAAGUUACUCGUCGAACAAUACGAAUUGAUUGUGGAAUUGAUCGAAUGGCUGACAGAGCCAAUUUUAUCGUUUGUACAGAUUCAUUGCAAAACAUUCGUAGAAGUACCAGAACUUCAUAUGUUUCUGUCUUUCACGAAACUACUCACUGCUAUGUUGGAUGGAGAGACACAAGUUAGUACGGUUUGGCUACAAUGCGUUUUGUUAUUUAGCAUGAUUUGGGGCAUGUGCUCGACAUUAACGAGUGAUAGUAGGAAGACUUUCGAUAUUUAUUUGAGAAAAUUAUUACUUGGAAACGACGAUGAGUAUCCUAAGCCAAAAGCAUUUAAAUUGACGAAACAGCAGCUUUUUCCUGAUAAAGGAACUAUUUACGAUUGGAUAUACGAUAAAAGGAAUAAUGGAUGCUGGAUACCUUGGAUGGAUACAACGUUACAAGCGUCCAUAUUACCAGACGUGAAAUCCGAUGAAUUAAUUGUACCAACAACCGAAGUAGUGAUCCAAUGUUUCUUCAUCAAAAAACUUCUUUAUAGAACCAUACCUAUCUUAUUCGUUGGACCAACUGGUACCGGCAAAUCCGUUAUCGUAUUGAAUUACCUGCAAUUUAUGCCCAGAGAUAUAUACAUAGAGAACGUUGUGAACUUCAGUGCUCGUACUACUGCUUCUCAAACUCAAGAGAUAGUAAUGUCUAAGCUAGAUCGUAGAAGGAAAGGUGUGUUUGGUCCACCAAUGGGGAAGAAAUGCGUAUUGUUUCUCGACGACCUAAGUAUGCCCCAGAAAGAACAAUAUGGCGCACAGCCGCCAAUUGAACUGAUCCGGCAAUGGGUAGAUCAUGGACACUGGUUUGAUUUAAAAGAUACAACGAUGUUAUACUUGGUAGAUAUGCUUUUAAUUUGUGCCAUGCUGCCACCUGGCGGAGGCUCGAAUAUAGUGACAUCUAGGUUAACUCGACACAUGCAUAUAAUCGGUAUCGACUUUUUCGAAGAGGUGACAAUGACCAAGAUAUUCUCUUCGAUUUUGGAUUCACACUUCGCGAAAGGAUUUACUCCGGAGGUUUCGAGAUUGGGAAAAAUGAUCGUAACUGCGACCAUGGAUAUAUACCUUGGCGCGAUAAAAACAUUUUUACCGACCCCCGCAAAGAGUCAUUAUACCUUUAAUUUGCGUGACUUUAGUCGUGUUAUUAAAGGCAUACUCUUGGUACCAGCUUCUAGAAUGCAGGAUCCGGAUAAGCUGAUUAGGCUUUGGGUCCACGAAGUAUACAGGGUUUUCCAUGAUAGACUGAUAGACGAUAACGAUCGCGAAUCAUUAUUUCGAAUGGUUCAGUACACUUCCUAUGAUCAAUUACGACAGCCUUUGGGGAAAGUACUUAACAGACUUUUGCACAAAGGAGAGCAAGAAAUUACGAGUUCUCACAUACGUGAUCUCUUCUUUGGGAAUUAUAUAGAGCCCGAUGCUGUGCCUAAAAUAUACGACGAAGUGGUAGAUUUGAAAGACCUGCAAGAGAAAAUGGAGCAUUAUUUAAUGGAGUAUAAUAUGCUUUCUAAGACACCGAUGUCGUUGGUCUUGUUUAGAUAUGCUAUCGAACAUAUUUCUCGUAUAUCGAGAAUAUUACUGCAAGAAAAUGGCCACGCUCUUCUGAUAGGAAUGGGUGGCUCUGGUAGAAGUUCCUGUGCCAAGUUAGCAACUAGUAUGUGCGAAUAUGCGAUGUAUCAGAUCGAAAUUACUACGACUUACGAAUUUUCCGAGUGGAGAGAAGACCUGAAGAACUUGCUACUGCGCGUGGGGUGCGAUGGGAAAUCCACUUCUUUUCUGUUUGGCGAUCAUCAAAUAAAAAGCGAAUCUUUCGUCGAGGAUAUAAACAUGGUACUGAACACGGCAGAUGUGCCAAAUUUAUACGACAUCGAAGAGAAGGCUGAGAUAUUAGACAAAAUGACGAACGUGAUGCACAGUACCAGCGGGAGGAAGGUCGAAAUUACACCCUUGAUCCUUUACAAUUUAUUCUUGGAAAGAAUAAUGCAGAAUCUUCACUGGAUCCUAGCAAUGUCGCCAAUAGGCGACAAAUUUAGGAACCGUCUGAGAAUGUUCCCUUCACUGAUAAACUGCUGUACCAUCGAUUGGUAUACCGUUUGGCCCGACGAUGCCUUGGAAAAGGUAGCGCGGAUGUCAUUACAAAAUAUUAACAUCAGCGCCGAUUUGCGAGAAAAGUGUGUCGGUAUUUCUAAACAGUUCCAUACGAGUAUCGCAGUGGCUAGCGAAGAUUAUUAUAACACGCAAGGUAGAAGAUACUACAUAACACCGACCAGUUUCUUGCAACUUAUCAAAUCGUUCUGCAGAUUAUACGAUCAGAAAAUCGAAGAGAUCACCGGCCACCAAAUGCGAUACGAAAUGGGACUGGAGAAGUUGGACUUCGCAGCAGGGCAAAUAGCGGUAAUGAAGGAAGAGCUUCAAGCCUUGCAACCAAAAUUACUGGCCCAGUCCGAGCUAAGUAACAAGCUGAUGGUCAGGAUCGAACAAGAUACUAUUAAUAUCGAAGCAAGGAAAGAAAUUGUGGGAGCUGAGGAGGCUUUAGCGAACGAAGCUGCUGCUGCCGCACAGGCUAUAAAAGACGACUGCGAAAGUGACCUAGCUGAGGCCACUCCUGCACUGGAAGCUGCUUUGGCAGCAUUGGACACCCUGAAACCAGCUGACAUUAGUAUCGUACGAUCCAUGAAAAGUCCACCGGCAGGUGUAAGAUUGGUGAUGGAAGCUGUUUGCGUGUUGAAAGGGGUGAAACCUGAGAAAGUUCAGGAUCCAGCAACAGGUCGAGUUGUGGAGGAUUACUGGCCAGCUUCUAUCAGGAUACUGGGUGACAUGAGGUUUCUCGAGAGUCUGAAGAACUUCGACAAGGAUAAUAUUCCACCGGCGUAUAUGAAGAUAAUUCGGGAAAAAUUCAUCAACGACAGGAGCUUUCAGCCUGAAGCUAUCAAGAAGGUUUCCACUGCUUGCGAGGGCCUCUGCAAGUGGGUACGAGCGAUCGAAGUCUACGAUCGCGUGAUUAAAGUAGUGGCACCGAAGCAAGCUAUGUUGGCAGAAGCCGAAGCUGCUCUUGCCAAGCAAAUGGAAGCUUUGAACGCUAAACGAGCCCUUCUUCAAGAGGUUACUCAGAAGUUACAGUCGCUGAACGAUGAAUUUGCCGAAUGUAUGAGAGAAAAGAAGAAACUCGAGGACCAAAUCGAUUAUUGCAAGAAGAAAUUGGAAAGGGCUGAGAAGUUGCUAGGUGGAUUAAGUGGUGAGAAAAAUCGAUGGCAAGAAGCAGCUGCUACAUUGGGUGCGAGCCUUCAUAAUGUUAUUGGAGAUGUUCUACUCUCUUCAGGAGUGGUUGCUUAUUUUGGAGCUUUCACGGUAGAGUACAGGAACAAAUUAAUCGCGGAGUGGCACGAGUCUUGUAUGAAAGCGAGGAUCCCAUGUGGGAAGAAGUUCAAUUUGAUCGAUAUUUUAGGCAGACAAGUGGAGAUCAGAGCUUGGGUAAUUUUUGGCUUACCAGCGGACAAUUUUUCCGUAGAGAACGGUAUAAUCGUGAAGAACGCCGAUAGAUGGCCGCUCAUGAUCGAUCCACAGAACCAAGCAAACAAGUGGAUAAAAAAUAUGGAGAAGGAAAAUAAUUUGAUAGUUAUCAAGCUUUCUGAUCCGAACUACGUGAAGGUAGUGGACACUGCGAUACAACUCGGCACACCGGUCCUGUUAGAAAAUAUUUUAGAAGACGUAGACGCUAUAUUAGAACCCGUGUUGCUGAAAAAUGUUUACAGAGAACGUGGUAUCUUGUAUAUGAAAUUUGGGGAAAACGUGAUCGAGUAUAACAUUAAUUUUCGAUUUUACAUAACAACGCGUUUAAGGAAUCCCCAUUAUCUACCAGAGAUAGUCGUGAAGGUAACGUUGUUGAAUUUCAUGAUUACGCCUCAAGGACUGCAGGAUCAGCUGCUAGGUAUCGUCGUGGCUAAAGAACUGCCCGUUCUAGAAGAACGUAAGAAUCAGUUGAUAGUGGAGGGUGCGAACAACAAAAGGAUAUUGGAGGAGAUAGAGAAUCAAAUUUUAGAAGUUUUGUCAGCCUCGGAGGGCAACAUUUUGGAGGACGAAACAGCUAUUACGAUACUGUCAACGUCGAAAACGCUAGCAGAGGAUAUCGAAGCUAAGCAAGAGGUAGCUGCCAAGACUGCAAUAGAGAUUGAUAAUGCUCGUAAUGAAUAUAAGCCUGUCUCCGGACAUGGUUCGGUCCUAUUUUUCUGUAUUUCUGAACUAGGUAACAUUGAUCCUAUGUACCAAUAUUCUUUACCAUGGUUCAUUCACCUCUACGAGAUGUCAAUAGCCAAUAGCGAACGGAGCAAGAACCUGAAGGUUCGAAUAGAAAAUUUGAACACGUAUUUCACGGCUAGUAUUUAUAGAAACGUAUGUCGUUCUUUGUUUGAGAAGGACAAGUUGAUAUUCUCUUUUGUUUUGUGCAUUGGUCUGUUACGCGCUGUUAACAAGGUAGAGGAAGAACUCUGGACGUUCUUAUUGGCAGGUGACGUGGGUCUAGAUAAUCCUUACCCUAAUCCUGAUUCCACUUGGCUAACGGAAAAAUCCUGGUCCGAAGUAGUCAGAGCUACAAAUCUGCCUAGGCUGGAAAGAUUAAAACAGUCUUUUGAAACACAGACGGCACAGUGGAAGGCUUAUUACGACUCGCCUAAUCCUCAAGAGGAACAUUUUCCUCAGCCAUUUCAGAAUGAGCCGGAAAGUUUGAGAAAACUGGUGAUACUGAAAUGUAUAAGGCCGGAUAAAAUCGUGGCUGCUGUGCGAAUGUUCGUUACGUACAAUAUGGGGCAGGCUUUCGUGGAACCCCCGCCAUUUGACCUUCAAGCGUGCUAUAAUGAUUCCAGCAACGUAACUCCUCUUAUCUUUGUCCUGUCUCCUGGAUCUGACCCAAUGGCAGGCUUAAUCAGAUUUUCAGAGGAUUACGGAGUAUCGAAAGAGAACCUGAUGACUAUAUCGUUAGGGCAAGGUCAAGGUCCGAUAGCAGUGAACAUGAUAAACAGAGGAAUAAAGAGUGGAGAGUGGGUGGUGCUUCAGAAUUGUCACUUGGCAGUUUCUUGGAUGAAAGAAUUGGAUAGAAUUUGCGACGAAGUUAUCAUACCAGAGAACACGCACCUUAAAUUUCGCUUAUGGCUAACUAGUUACCCAUCCAAGGAUUUUCCUAUCUCUAUCUUGCAAAAUGGAGUGAAAAUGACCAACGAGCCACCGAAAGGGUUGAAGAAUAAUCUCCUGAGAAGUUAUUUGAAUGAUCCGAUAUCGGAUAUAAAGUUCUUUAAUAGUUGCAAUAAAAUGAGUAACUGGAGGACCCUCCUUUUUGCUUUGUGCUUUUUCCACGCAGUUGUGCAAGAAAGACGUAAUUUCGGACCAUUAGGUUGGAACAUUCCGUACGAAUUCAAUGAGUCAGAUCUUCGUAUUAGUAUUUUACAACUACAGCUUUUUUUAAAUGAUUACGAAGAAGUACCAUUUGAUGCACUUCUAUACUUAACGGGUGAGUGCAAUUACGGUGGUCGUGUGACUGAUGAUAAGGACAGACGUUUACUGAAUUCGUUAUUAGCACAAUAUUACAACGAGGAAGUUAUUACCAACCCACGGUACUGUUUUUCACCGAGUUGUAUAUAUCGUCUACCAGAAAAUACCGAUUAUCACGGAUGUCUAGAAUAUAUUCGUACUCUACCAAUUGACCAACAACCAGAGGUGUAUGGCUUGCACGAAAACGCAGAUAUAACAAAAGACAAUCAAGAAUCGGCACAACUGCUUAGGGGCACUUUGUUGACCCAGCCACACAUUACUGGAGUUGGGGUAGUGAGAGACAUGGAUGCCAUGGUUUACAGUUUAUGCGACGACAUCUCGUCCAAGUUGCAACUGCAAUUCGAUGUCUUAGCAGUUUCUAAGAAAUAUCCGGUGCUUUAUAUGAAUAGCAUGAACACGGUUCUUCGCCAAGAGCUUAUCAGAUUCAAUGCCCUUGUGGGCGUGAUUAAAACUACUUUGGUGGAUCUACAGAAAGCUAUUAAAGGAUUGGUUUUAAUGUCUUCCGAUUUAGAAGAAGUUUUCCACAGUUUGAGUAUUGGUAAAGUGCCAGACACCUGGAGCAGGAAGUCGUAUCCUUCUUUAAAACCGCUGGGAAGUUAUGUCAAUGACUUAAUGGAGAGGUUAGAAUUUUUCCAAGAUUGGAUAGAUCAUGAUGCACCAACCGUAUUUUGGAUAUCCGGAUUCUUCUUCACGCAAUCUUUCCUUACGGGUGUUCUACAAAACUAUGCCCGCAAGUACAAGAUUCCAAUUGAUAGAUUGGACUUUGAAUUCGAAGUAACAGAAUUUGAAACUAGUGUGGACACUAUACCAUCUUAUGGAGUAUACAUAAGGGGACUAUUUUUAGAAGGAGCAAGGUGGAACAGAGAAUUGAAAGAAGUUGAUGAGUCCAAACCAAAAAUAAUGUUUGAUCUUCUUCCUAUAAUAUGGUUAAAACCUGGUAUAAAAGCUCAAUUUUCUAUUGAAUUCGUAUAUCAUUGUCCCGUAUACAAGACAAGUGAAAGACGGGGUGUUUUGGCAACCACUGGUCAUUCUUCUAAUUUUGUGUUGUAUAUUUUAUUAUCAACACAUGUCGAAGAAUCCCAUUGGAUUAAAAGGGGAGUAGCUUGUUUAUGUCAGCUGGAUGAUUAA